AUGUCUUUAAAACUAGAACAUAACUCUCAUAUCACCGCGCCCGCUUUUACUUACCCAGCGCUUCCGCAAGAGCCUUAUACCACUCGCAUGAUCCGCCUGCUGCCACAUAAGGAUAAGAGUGCUCCAAUACAGUGUGUGCUGUUCAACUAUGAUUUAUCAGAGACAGGCGGUGGAACGCACCUUUACCAGGCACUUUCUUAUGUAUGGGGAAGUGAGGUGAAGCCCGAAUCAAUCAUUCUAAACGGCUGCACUUUUCAUGUCACAACAAAUCUCCAUAGUGCACUUGUAAACCUCCGAAACCGCCAACUUGACAGAGUACUAUGGGUUGAUGCAAUAUGCAUUAACCAGGACGAUGAAGAUCAGGGAAAUGAGAAAAGCAAGCAGAUCCCACUGAUGCGGACGAUUUAUGCACAAGCCGAACGUGUCAUUGUCUGGCUGGGAGAGACCACAGCGAAUGGUGAUCAAGCGCUUGAAAGUAUUCGUUGCCUUGGAGAAGGCCAGGAUACAACCUCUAGCCUGGACAAUCCGGAAAGCUAUGAUGCAUGUCUGCAGUUGCUACAGCGAGAUUGGUUUAGUCGUAUCUGGGUGCUUCAAGAAGUGGGCGUCGCACGAUGUGUUUAUAUCAUGUGUGGCCCUGUUUCUAUAAACGGACACGUCUUCUGCGAAGGCCUUAGCAGACUAGGGCUAUCCUCAGAUUUCCGGAGCAGGAUUGGCCCUGUUGCUUAUCUCAUAAAAGGCGCACUUUAUCGGCCUAAAUAUGAGCUUGGUUCGCGAGGGUCCAUCUCUGUAGGGGAGCUCAUUGGCAUGUAUCAAAACCAUAAUGCGACCAAGCAGCAUGACAAAAUAUAUGCACUGUUAGGCUUAAGUGCCAACCCUAUCACAGCUGCCCUAGAGCCGAACUAUAGCCUCCCUUGGAAGGAGGUAUUCAAGCAGGUCGUCAAUCAUAUAUUCCCUGAAUGUUCGGUGGACACAUGGAAUGGGACAGCAACAGCUGUUAUCAAAGGCAAAGGAUUAAUCUUAGGCAAUAUUAACUCAGUUGAGGAGAGUGUUUCUGAAUUUGGGAAACAAAAUGUUGAAGUCCUCUUCAAUGACAACGCCCAGCGGUUUGGUUUCAAUUCUUUGUGGGAAACUAAUUGGAAACCACAGGCUUCUGCAGUGCUGAUCCAGGCUGGCGAUAUCAUCUGCCUUCUGAAAGGGGCCUCAAAGCCAAGCAUCAUAAGACUGUGCAGAGACCAUUUCAUCGUCGUCAUCCCAGCAGUGACACCCCAGAAAAGACAGGAUAAAGAGAGUCCAGCGGUAAUAUCUCCGGAAAGACUAUAUAUGAGUGAUCUUCAUGAUAUUCUACUCACAUGGAAAAUUCCUGAUGCUAAACCAGAAAGAAAGGAUAAGUCUGAGGUGAUAUCCCAGCUCAGUGAGAUAGCACCAAAUUAUCGAGAAGAGUGGUCCUAUACCGAAAAAAGAUUGAAACACACAAGGCUCGCCGUGCUAGAUAUUGCAAUGACAAUAUUAAAGCAGGGAAAGUUCGAAACCAAGGCAAUAGAACAACUACUCCGUCAAAGUGGAACAAAAGAUCCAAUCAUCAAAGAAUUGGUUAUGGAUUCCGCACACGAAGAUAGACGAUGUAUAGAGACACUCCCACAUGAUCUCUUCUUCUACCAAGAAAAUGAUCUACCAUUUUCAGAAGAUAUGGUUAUAGCUGUAGCAACAAAUUAUAGAUCACGUGGUUGUAUCAUCGUGGAAAUCCUCCUGCAGCACCAAAGAGCGAGUCUCCCAGUCUCUGAAGAAGUGGUCAAGGUAGUGGCCGAGAGCCUAGAUGGCGGAAAUAGAAUUAUGGAGGUUCUAUUUCGACACCAAGGGAAUAAUCUUCUAAUUUCUGAAGAAGUAGUCAAGGCGGCAGCAGGGAAUAUGUGGGUUCAUGGACCCCAGAUUAUGGAAGUUCUAUUGCAACAACAAGGGAAAAGUCUCCCAGUUUCUGAGCAAGUGGUGAAGGCAGCGGCAGAGAAUAGAGGACCUUCUGGACCUGGAAUUAUGGAGGUUCUAUUUCAAUGCCAAGGAGAGAAUCUCCCAGUUUCCGAAAACGUGGUCAGAGCAGCGGCAGGGAACAGCCAUCAUGGACCUGAAAUACUAGAGAUUCUAUUUCAACAUCGAGGGGAGAGUCUCCCAGUUUCUGAAGAAGUGGUCCAGGCAGCGGCAGGGAACAGCCAUCGUGGAUAUCAAAUUAUGAUGAUUCUAAUUCAGCACCGAGGGAAAAGUCUCCCAGUGUCUGAAGAAGUGGUUAAGGCAGCGGCAGAGAAUAGAGAACCUUCUGGACCUGCAAUUAUGGAGGUUCUAUUUCAACGCCAAGGAGAGAAUCUCCCAGUUUCCGAAAAAGUGGUCAGAGCAGCGGUCAGGAACAGCUGUUGGGGACCUGAAAUACUAGAGACUCUAUUUCAACAUCGAGGGAAAAGUCUCCCGGUUUCCGAAGAAACGGUCAAGGCAGCGGCAGGGAACAGCCAUCGUGGAUAUCAAAUUAUGAUGAUUCUAAUUCAGCAUCGAGGGAAAAACCUCCCAGUGUCUGAAAAAGCGGUCAAGGCAGUGGCAGGGAACAGAUGUUGUGGGCCUGGACUUAUAGAAGCUCUUUUUCAACACCUAGGGGAGAAUCUCCCAGUUUCUGAAGAAGUGGUCAAGGCAGCAGCAGGGAAUAAUGCAGAGUUUGUGCCUGAAAUUUUACGGCUUAUACUUAUAUACCGGGCGAAGAGUCCCCCAAUUUACGAAGCAGUGCUCAAGACAGCAGGAAACCUAAAAAUUGAACUUGGAUUGGUGGCGGCGCUAUAUGCACCUGUCCAAGAGAAUAUUUGA
Messenger RNA from Aspergillus nomiae NRRL 13137, 2838 nucleotides. Its product is annotated as HET domain-containing protein. Bases 1 to 2838 code for a protein of 945 amino acids. The record is from RefSeq and is a predicted model, not a curated record. Lineage: Eukaryota; Fungi; Ascomycota; Eurotiomycetes; Eurotiales; Aspergillaceae. The transcript has 2 exons.